Molecule: messenger RNA, 492 nt
Organism: Mycena indigotica
Lineage: Eukaryota; Fungi; Basidiomycota; Agaricomycetes; Agaricales; Mycenaceae
Exons: 2
Coding region: 1-492 (163 amino acids)
Source: RefSeq, a predicted model, not a curated record
AUGGCAUUGCAGUGGAUCCAGAGACAACGGCCGCAGCCCUUCAUCGACGACACUGUGGUUGCCCAGCUAUUCUGCACAUCGGAUGCUUCCUCCCCUCGCUACACCCUCCGACCCGCGCCGCCCCUCCAAGUCCCCACCUGCCGCGUUAUAAGGACUUCUCUCAAGCUCACUACCUCUUCGAUCGACGAUAUGUUCCGCCAUCCACGUUGUCUUGCGAGCUUGUUAAGGCUCUCCUUCCGAGUCCUUCGACAGCACAAGCCUGAGCAAUUGUUCUCAUUCAUCUCACAUCCGUCCUCUGCCAUCUCGGCGGUGUCUGCUCACGUAGUGCGUGUCGCGGACGAAUCUCCUCCGCAACCAUCUCCUUUUCUACGCUAUUGGCCCGAAAACAUGAAGAACCCGACUUGGUGCUGCCGACGACGUGCUCCAUAUACCCCUUCACGGAAUCUCCUCCGCAACCAUCUCCUUUUCUACGCUAUUGGCCCGAAAACAUGA